Molecule: messenger RNA, 631 nt
Organism: Cynara cardunculus var. scolymus (artichoke)
Lineage: Eukaryota; Viridiplantae; Streptophyta; Magnoliopsida; Asterales; Asteraceae
Exons: 1
Coding region: 158-472 (104 amino acids)
Biological process (GO): regulation of systemic acquired resistance
Source: RefSeq, a predicted model, not a curated record
CAGAUGCGUGUUUUGUGUGCGUUGGAGUCGUAAUUGCAAAGUAAUUAUGUCGAUCAGAUAAUACUUUUAACCACUAGAUUCAUCCUUGUGAUCGUCUACAAAACAACAGGAAUCGAAGGAAUAAGGAAUUCACAGGAUAUUAAUUUAUUAGUUAUACAUGGAGAGAGAUCAGAAGAAGCGAACCAGGUCGGUGGAUGGCGGUAGCGGAGGACAUAGGAAGAAAGAGAGAGAAGCGAAGGGGAAGGAUGUAGAGAACGAUCCGGUGGUGGUGGUGCCUGCUCCCACGGAGGAUGAGGUGGAUGAGUUUUUUGCUAUUCUGCGACGGAUGCGGACGGCGGUGAAGUACUUCGAGAAAGGUAAGUUAUCGGAUCCGUCACGAGAUGCUGCUGCUGCUGAUGAUGAUGUUAAUAAUAAGAAGAGAACGGACGGUGCUCUUCUGGAUCUGAAUACUGUUCCUGACGAGAGAGAAUAGGUGCUUUCCACGGCGGAGCGUAGGUCCGUCUGCGCAUCUUAAAUUUUUAAGCUUUGCUGUAUGGCUAUCUUGCGCUGAUGUAACUUUUCCCGGUUCGGCUCAUCCGGCUGGGCUUUGACCCAAAUGUUCCAUAUAUGAAUUUUUAUUUUUAUUUGUUUA